Molecule: messenger RNA, 1340 nt
Organism: Drosophila ananassae
Lineage: Eukaryota; Metazoa; Arthropoda; Insecta; Diptera; Drosophilidae
Gene: Ttc19
Product: tetratricopeptide repeat protein 19 homolog, mitochondrial
Exons: 4
Coding region: 184-1263 (359 amino acids)
Biological process (GO): mitochondrial respiratory chain complex III assembly
Cellular component (GO): mitochondrial inner membrane
Molecular function (GO): protein binding
Source: RefSeq, a predicted model, not a curated record
AAAACGUGUAAGGAAAGCUGCUGAUGGAUGGCUAAAACAGUCGUUACAAAAUUUAUCUUGUAACACUCCCCGGGCACUUUGCAACACUGUGGCCCAUUUCAUAAGCAGCACCGAAUCAAAAAUAAAGUAAACGUUCCAGGAAUCCGAGAAGGAUUUGGCGAAAUGUAUUAAGAGUCGUAUAAAAUGAUUGUCAAAAACAUUUGCAAAUUGACCCAAGUAAUGGGUAGGCUCCGUAUGGUUCCUGCCAUGGAGUUCCAUACCUCUGCGCCUCUGAGAAGAGGCAGUCUGUGCUUUGCCAAGGCUCCAAGUGGUGGUCAGGUUGCCCGACUGCAUCCUCCCCAUCCGCAUACGUCCACCGGCAUGCUGUGGGCAUUUACUGCGGCAUUCACAUUCAAUUUAUUCGGUAGCAGCGAUGAGAAGGAGGAGACCCCCGAGGACAAGCUGGUGAACACGAUCAAGCGAUCCAUCUUGUGCAUUCAGCGGGAGCAGUACGACAAGGCCGAGCAGAUGCUCCACCUGGCGCUCCGUAUGGCCCAAGACCUGCAGAGCAAGGACGGCAUAACGUAUGUGUACGAUGUGAUGGCUAACUUGGCCAUGGAGAGGGAGCAGUUCAAGAAGGCGGAAAAGAUAUUCACCGACGUUAUGAAGCGCCUCUUCGCCGACGGCCACAACGAAGAGAGUCCCAAGAUCCUGCACAUCAGCUCCAAGAUAGCGCACAUGGCCCAACUGCAGGGCGACCUCGAAAAAAGCUUUCAGGGCUUCACCUGGACGUUGCAGCAGUUGGCCAAGCUAUUAGAAAAGAUUCCAGAAGAUAAAGACAUACAGGAGUUGUAUGGCCUGACAAAGAACUGGUUUGGCCAGUUGCUGAUGAAGCAGGGAAACUAUUCGGAGGCGAGGAAACUCUUCAAGGAAGCUUACGAUACACUUGUCGAUGUAUAUGGCACCGUGAAUGAGGCAUCAGUCACCAUCCUGAACAACAUUAGUGUGGCUUAUGUUAAUCUGGAGAAGUAUGCAGAGGCUCGCGAAACUCUAAUGCUGGCAAUGGAUCUGGCAAAGGAGUUGAAAGACGUCACCCAGGAGGGCAUUCUUCAGGCUAACUUGGGGCUGGUGUAUCUUCGCGAGGGAUUGCUGAAGCAGGCGGAGAAUGCUUGCCGUCUGGCCUGGAAAAUGGGAAAGCAACAUGGAAACCCAGAUGCUCUCGAGCAGGCCGAGUAUUGCCUUAAUGAAAUUAAGACAACGUUGAACGGAGAGAAGGGCCAAUGAGGCGCUUCUUCAAACUUGUAAAUCCUACAAACAAAUAUGUGUUUUUAAAGUAAAGAGAUAUUUUUGAAGCUUAAAAA